GCUCGCUGUUUACGAUGACGUCACGGCUGCCAUAGUUACAGGGAGCUUGGGCGGCUCGGGGAGGCUGUGCCUGCUGGUGAAUCCCACCGAGCGACCUCGCGAUCCAGCCGAGCGGACCGAACCAUGGGCUUGCUGUCAAUCCUCCGGAAGCUGAAGAGCUCUCCGGACCAGGAGGUGCGUAUCCUGCUGCUUGGCCUGGAUAAUGCGGGCAAGACCACCUUGCUGAAGCAGCUGGCUUCAGAAGAUGUGAGCCACAUCACACCCACGCAGGGCUUCAAUAUAAAGAGCGUGCAGUCUCAAGGCUUCAAGCUCAAUGUGUGGGACAUCGGGGGGCAGCGAAAGAUCCGGCCCUACUGGAGGAACUACUUUGAGAACACGGAUGUGCUGAUCUACGUCAUUGACAGUGCUGACAGGAAGCGCUUCGAGGAGACAGGCCAGGAACUCGCCGAGUUGCUGGAGGAGGAAAAGCUGAGUGGGGUGCCCGUCCUGGUGUUCGCCAACAAGCAGGACCUCAUGACGGCUGCCCCGGCUGCGGAGAUCGCCGAGGGCCUCAACCUGCACACCAUCCGGGACCGGAUAUGGCAGAUCCAGGCCUGCUCUGCGGUCACCUCCGAGGGAGUGCAGGACGGCAUGACGUGGGUGUGCAAGAACAUAGCAACCAGGAAGAAAUAAUGACUGGGACCUGCAGAGAUUGUCUGUGUGCGAUCUCCAGCAGCUCAACACAGGAAUAAAAGGAACAGAUAGUAUUUAUUUUGUAUAAACGGACUGCAGCCCUCAUGUUAGUGUCACUAAGUGUUUGUCAGCUAUGACCACUGGGAACUGUAUGAUUUGUAUGAUACAGUAAGUUAUUAGGCUUAAAGAUAUCUCUACCUUCAUAAACAGUACGUUACACUCAACAUCAUGACAGACAUUCCAACAGAUGAAGGCUUAUAGUGAAAUACAGUAUAGACAUCUCGACCAUAUAUAUAUUUUUUCCAAUAAGAUAAAAGUAGAAUGAGUAUGACUGACUGUCCUUUAGUGUUUGUGCAGUCUUACAUUCUGUUUCAUCUCUCUUACUUUUUAUAAUGGACAGCGUGAGGUUCCAGAUGAAAAUGUUUAGAUUUUGACUGGUUUUGUAACGAAUAAACUGCUGAAUUAAAA
Molecule: messenger RNA, 1140 nt
Organism: Paramormyrops kingsleyae
Lineage: Eukaryota; Metazoa; Chordata; Actinopteri; Osteoglossiformes; Mormyridae
Product: ADP-ribosylation factor-like protein 3
Molecular function (GO): GTP binding; GTPase activity
Source: RefSeq, a predicted model, not a curated record